ACAUGGGACUUGAAUCCAGCAGUCUUAGAGUAUAUUCGUGGAUUACUGCGUACGUUAGUGUAGGCUCUCUACGGGACAGAUGAAGCUAUCUGCCGCCGGGCUAGUUGCCUGGCACUCGGUAGGAUUUCCACGCGGUAGGAUUUUUGCCCAGCGAAAGUCCUGUCAUGUCUACCCCACUCACCUCGCCUUCGGAUAUUUUGACCACCGAAAGCAGAGUUUACCACCCGCGUUCCUGUUCCGAACAUCUCACAGCGACACGAUGAUGGGGAAGAAAGGUUUACUGGAGAGACUGGCGGAAGGCCCCGUUAUCGGUGAUGGUAGUUAUGUCUUCACACUGGAAAAACGUGGCUAUGUGAAGGGUGGACCGUGGACACCAGAGGCCGUCAUAGAACACCCGGAAGGAGUUAAACAGCUUCACAGAGAGUUCAUGCGCGCAGGAGCAGACGUCCUCCAGGCCUUUACCUUCUACUCUACCGAUGACAAACUUCACCUGGCCGGAAACCUGGCGGGCGAGUCAGUUACCUGUCACGACCAAAACGAGGCAGCUUGCAAAAUCGUACAGGAAGUAGCUGCGGAGGGAAAAGACGUACUGAUAUGUGGAGGUUGUUCGCCCACGCCGUCAUACAUGGAGAAAAAAGGCAAAGAAGUAGUGCAGCAGGAGUUUAAGAAACAGGUGGACGUCUUCGCACACAGGGAAGAAGUCGACUUUCUACUCUGCGAGUUCAUGGGUCACGUAGAGGAGUGUGAGUGGGCUAUAGAAGCCAUGAAAGCCGCAGGAAAACCCGUUGCAUGUACGAUGCGGAUCGGACCAAAGGGUGACCAGAACGGAGUUCCAACGGGAGAGUGCGCAGUCAGAAUGGCAAAAGCCGGAGCUGACGUUGUUGGGAUCAACUGUCUCUACGAUGUCAACACGAGUCUGAAGACUAUAGAGAUGAUGAAGACAGCCCUGGACAAGGCGGGCCUGUCCCCGUACCUGAUGAUACAACCGCUAGGGUACCACUGUCCGGAGGUGGAGAACAUGCUAGAGGGCUACUUCCAUCUACCUGAAGCGCCAUUCGCUUUGGAGCCCCGUCUUCUGACCCGUUUUGACGUCCAGAAGUUCGCUCGUGCCGCCUACGAGCUGGGUGUGAGGUACCUGGGUGGGUGCUGCGGGUUCGAGCCGUAUCACAUACGCGCCCUAGCAGAAGAGUUGGCUCCUGAAAGGGGGCGCUUACCUGACGCAAGUGCCAAACAUGAGCCUUGGGGUGGAGCACUGAAGGGCAGCAUGUUCGCCUUCAUGAGGAAAAGGGCUGGACGCGAACAUUGGGAGAAUAUAAAGCCAACUUUGGGACGUCCCGACCACCCCGUUCUCCAAGAUCAUCUCGAUGAAUAGCUUGCAUCACAUCCAACAAUAACAGAUUUAUGUUCUAAGACAUAAAAGUCUUGAAUUAGUGAUACGUUCUCUAAACAUUAGCCUGUUAUACAGGCAACUAUGUAAUUUGCCAAUUGUCACCAAAUCAGGAAUUAUGUUCACGGAAGAGAAACCUUGUUUUUGCUCCGUUUUCUUCUAAGUUUUCUUCCUUUUUUUUCCCAAAAAAUUGACAUAGACCAGGUGGCUGUCACCAUGGUUAUUGGUGAAGUAGCAGACACCCUUUGGUGUUCGAUUUCAUUAUGUAGCAAGGGGCAGGACAGAACUCGAUGGGCUGGUCAUCAUAAAUAUUAAUGUGUUUGAGCUUGAAUAAACAGAGCUGUAAAUUGUUAAGUUAUAGAUCACGUUAUGUUUAUUUCAUUUGAAAUGUUGUCAUUUUUGGCCAAGUCCCUAUAAUUGUCGAUGGGCUGAGAUAAAUGUUCACGUAUACGUGGUUUGUUUUCGACAAAAUAAGAUGGAGAAUAAUACGCACAGUGAAUAUUAACAACAUAUCGUCAGAAGAGAAUAACUGACUUAUACUGAAACAAUCUUAUAUAUCAUGGUGAUGAAAAAAGUUAAGGAAUAUUUUCUGUAACUUCUUUAUGUGGGUGGUAUUAAAAUACCUUCGAAAUGAU
Branchiostoma floridae (Florida lancelet) is the source of this 2022-nucleotide messenger RNA. Its product is annotated as betaine--homocysteine S-methyltransferase 1-like. NCBI's taxonomy places the organism in Eukaryota, Metazoa, Chordata, Leptocardii, Amphioxiformes, Branchiostomatidae. The coding region runs from base 80 to 1372 and encodes 430 amino acids. The transcript is spliced from 9 exons. The record is from RefSeq and is a predicted model, not a curated record. Gene Ontology annotation, molecular function: betaine-homocysteine S-methyltransferase activity; zinc ion binding.